Effrenium voratum is the source of this 1084-nucleotide messenger RNA. The record is from the annotation of a GenBank genome assembly. NCBI's taxonomy places the organism in Eukaryota, Dinophyceae, Suessiales, Symbiodiniaceae.
GCUCUAGCUUCGGCUCGCGAGCGAAGCGGAGAGCGCGGAGCGCGAAGCUCGACGCGCCAUGGCGCGGCACUGCUCGCAGCCCCUGACAGCGCUGCAGGCGGCGCUGGAGUGGGCGCAGCACCUGGCUCAGGCCACCUCUCGGUGCUUCAACGGCGAGGAGGACUGCCAUGACCGGCGCGUGGUGUGGGAUACACUGGUGCCGCGGUAUGCCCCUACGAUCGUGCCCAGCCUGGAGCGUCGCCGCGAAAACUUCGCGGUGGCGCUGGCGGGCCAGCUCUCGGUCUUCCUUUGCCGUAUCCUCACCGGCCACUUUGGAGCUGGUGGCGUAGGCCUCAUCAUCUUCGUGGUGGGCAACAACGCGCGCUGCUCCCUCCAAGUCUCCGAGCUGACCUGCUACGUGGCGCUCUCGGGCUUCGUGGGGUGCCUGGACGUCUUCGACCUGCUGCAGCACCUGGCCUCAGGCCAGGCGCUGCUGCACCUGCCCAUCGACCUCCACUUGGCCGAGAACCUGCAGGCGCUGAGUCUGUGGCUCGCUCCCUGCGCGGAGCUGGGCGGCAGCCGUUUGGCUUGGGGCUGCUUCAUGAGCCCCGAGAUGUUCUUCGACGCCCAGCACCAGUUGGCAGACCCGCGGCAGUCGCGCGCGGCGCAGCUGAUGUUUCUGCAGCAGCAGCACUUCAAUAGCAUGCCACCUCGGAUUGCGGACCCCAUGGCCACCCGUAUGCCCGCUGAAGGGGACGUGGCAUCCAUGGCUUCCAUGAUGCCUGGCUGGCCUGGAUGGCAAGAUGUCAGAGCGUUCAUCCCCGGUAUUGGUCAGGAGCUUCGCCAUGACGCCUUGGCCUCCAGUAGCCAAGACAGACCCUACAUGGCUGUGAGCAAGCGCUCGCCCAACUGCGUGGACGUGGCCUGCGCCGAGUGUGGCGCCGCCAUUCGGGCCGGCCAAGGUCGCAGUGGCACCGGCGAGUUCUCGGGCUUCUUCUACUGCAGCAACUGCUGGUCGAUUUGGUCAUCGCAGUGACGAGUCGGCCAGCCGUGUCAACACCCAAGCUUGCAGACUCGGAUGGACGCAAUCCUCUUAGGCACCACC